Messenger RNA from Schistocerca americana (American grasshopper), 2187 nucleotides. RefSeq names its product general transcription factor IIF subunit 1 (gene TfIIFalpha). Gene Ontology annotation, molecular function: RNA polymerase II general transcription initiation factor activity; DNA binding; TFIIF-class transcription factor complex binding. The coding region runs from base 405 to 1958 and encodes 517 amino acids. The record is from RefSeq and is a predicted model, not a curated record. Lineage: Eukaryota; Metazoa; Arthropoda; Insecta; Orthoptera; Acrididae. Gene Ontology annotation, biological process: transcription initiation at RNA polymerase II promoter; positive regulation of transcription elongation by RNA polymerase II. The transcript has 3 exons. Gene Ontology annotation, cellular component: transcription factor TFIIF complex; nucleus.
GUUGUGACGAAAUUAUGUAAAGUCAACCAAAUCAGAUGUUUGCGAGUGUCGUGAAACAUCAACUAUCAAAUACUAGUGCACUUUAAGUGUUGUCUGUCAAGGAGAGGACAUGAGUGUUUAGAGUUAUUACUUUGUGUUGUGGUCCAACUGUAUUUGGAUGCAUGUGUAGUGUGAAAUAUUACACAACUUGCUCUUACUAAAUAGGAAUCGUGAGGUGCAUUGCCCCAGAUGAUAAAUCUAAAAGCCAAGGGCCACUGAAAGAAUGCAGAAUAAGCUACUACUCUUGUCUUUAGGCCAACACAAUGCGAAAAGCUUCAAAGGGCAUAACGUCAUGAACCGGGCUUGUUGAUGAGAGAAGUUUUAUUGAAAAUAGAAGAAGGAACAAGACAGCAUAAGUAACAAAGAUGUCUUCACCUGGGGCAACCAUUCAAGAAUAUUCCAUACGUGUUCCUAAGAAUGUUAAAAAGAAUUUCAAAGUGAUGAGAUUUAACUCGUCAGUGAAUGUAGAUUUCACAAAAUGGUCGCAGGUCAAAAUGGAGAGAGAGAACAACAUGAAAGAAUAUAGAGGGCUAGACGAAGAACAACCAAAAUUUGGUGCUGGCAGUGAAUUUGGACGAGAUGCGAGAGAAGAAGCUCGGCGGAGAAAAUAUGGAAUAAAUACUAAGAAAUACCGUCCUGAAGAUCAGCCGUGGAUUCUGAAGAUUGGUGGUAAAACUGGCAAAAAGUUUAGAGGGACCCGUGAAGGUGGUGUUGCAGAGAAUGCUUCGUAUUAUGUGUUUACUCAUGGUCAGGAUGGUGUAAUUGAAGCAUUCCCAAUUCAAGAAUGGUAUAAUUUUCAACCCACACAGCGGUACAAGGCCUUGUCAGCAGAAGAAGCUGAACUAGAAUUUAGCAGGCGUAACAAACAAGUGAAUUACUUUUCGUUGAUGUUAAGAAAGCGUCUGAGAGGAGAUGAAGAAGCAGAAACUGAGGAAGGAGAAGAAGCAGGGAAAUUAAAAUCUAAAACAAAGGGAAAGAAAGGUGAACUUAAAAUAUCAGAAAUGGAUGACUGGAUAGAUUCUGAUGAUGAGAAAGGGUCUGAAAGUGGCGAAGAAAAAGAAUCAGAUGAGGAAGAAAAAGAGAAAAAGAAAAAAAAAGAAGAUCCAAAGAAAAAGAAAAAGAAAGAUCCUCUAGAUGAAGCAUUUGAGGAAAGUGAUGAUGGUGAUGAAGAAGGCAGGGAAGUUGAUUAUAUAUCAGAUUCAUCAGACAGUGUUUCUGAUCAUGAAGCAAAAGCAAGUAAAGAACUGAAAGGUGUGGCUGAAGAAGAUGCACUUAGAAAACUCCUUUCAUCUGGAGAAGAAGAUGAAGAUGAAGAAGAUAAAGAAAAAGAAGAAGGCAAAGACAGUGAAGGAGAAGAUAAACAGAAGGCUGAAGGUGCAGGAGGUACUAAAGAAGACAAGGAAAAGAAAAGUAAAAAGAAGAAACAUGAAAAGAAAAAGAAGGAUGAUGGAAUUGUUAAUGAUUCAUCAUCUGACAUGAGUUCCGAUAGUUCUGACUCUGAGACUGACAACAAGAAAAAGCAUAGCACUAACAAAUCUCAAAAGGAGCCAAGUAGUGCUGCCAGUUCACGGUCCGUAACACCCACUAAAGAUACGACAGGACCAGAGAGCAAUAAACGGAAGUCAACAAUAGCUAUUGAGCAAAUGAUGAAUAAGAAGGCUCGGUUGGACAAUUUUGCGUCUGCCUCAGUUCCUACAUUGUCUUUGGGCAGUAAUGAUUCUGGUAUUACAGAAGAUGCAGUAAGGCGAUAUUUGAUGAGGAAACCAAUGACGACAACAGAGCUGUUACAGAAAUUUAAGUCCAAAAAGACUGGUUUAACAUCAGAACAGUUGGUCAAUAUCAUGACACAAAUUCUUAAACGUAUUAAUCCUGUAAAACAAACAAUAAAAGGAAAAAUGUAUCUUUCAAUAAAGGCUUAGUGAUUAACAGUGGUAUUGCUGGAAAAUAAGGUGAAUUGUUCACCAUGAAAAGGAAUACAGCAGUGCAGAGGAGUAUGUAUGAAAACAUGUGAGAAAGUUGGCAAACUCUAGGAAAUAAAUAAAAACAGAUUUAUGAGUGAGAGGUGGUAUUUUUUAGAAAAUAUAACUUCAUUGUAAGACAGAUAUAAGAAACAAGAUAAAUUAAAAAUUAUUAUUAUUUUUUUCAGUU